Messenger RNA from Phyllostomus discolor (pale spear-nosed bat), 904 nucleotides. Its product is annotated as ATP-dependent zinc metalloprotease YME1L1-like. Gene Ontology annotation, molecular function: ATP binding; ATP-dependent peptidase activity; metalloendopeptidase activity. Gene Ontology annotation, biological process: protein quality control for misfolded or incompletely synthesized proteins; mitochondrion organization. The record is from RefSeq and is a predicted model, not a curated record. The transcript has 4 exons. Bases 24 to 413 code for a protein of 129 amino acids. NCBI's taxonomy places the organism in Eukaryota, Metazoa, Chordata, Mammalia, Chiroptera, Phyllostomidae. Gene Ontology annotation, cellular component: mitochondrial inner membrane.
CUGCAUAUUACACUAAAGAUGCAAUGCCGAUCAACAAAGCCACGAUCAUGCCUCGCGGGCCAACACUCGGGCAUGCAUCCCUGUUGCCUGAGAAUGACAGAUGGAAUGAAACCAGAGCUCAGCUCCUUGCACAAAUGGAUGUUAGUAUGGGAGGGAGAGUGGCAGAGGAGCUUAUAUUUGGAACUGACCACAUUACAACAGGUGCUUCCAGUGAUUUUGAUAAUGCAAUUAAAAUAGCAAAGUGGAUGGUUACUAAAUUUGGAAUGAGUGAAAAGGUAUUGGUUAAUUUUAAUUGUCCUCAUGUCUCAAAUGAUAAGUGCCAAGUCCUCUGUGAGGGAGGGUUCUCAUUAUUAAUUGAUAACAUUUAUUUGCCUCUCGUUCCAAAUGGAUUUGUCCCAGCUUAUUUUAACUAAAACUUCUUUUCUGAGUAAUCACAUGUGGCAUUGUUUUUAUUCUAGCUGCUCGAACAGUAACAGUUGUUGCUUCAUGAGUUAACCAGAUGAUAAGACAAAUUAUUUAGUUGUUACUGUUCAUAUGACAGAAAAGACCUACUGGCUGACUUUGCCAUACUUUAACCCUUUGCACUUAUUCCACUUGCUUACAUUAUCACUGUAGUUUCAGGAAGCAAUUCCAAUUCUCUGAAUUGUGGGUUUCUGGACUUGGACUAGCUGCCAAGGUUGUCUAAGAAGGCACUCACGAUGGUUUUGAAUGUUCUCUCUUGCUCACUCUCUAAUUUUAGUUGUAUACUUUCAGAAGAAUGAUGAAAUUUCCUUGCCCUAAAGGCCAUUUUUAUAUUGAAUUUCUUCUUUGCCCCUAGCCCCGUGAAAUUUGUUUUCUUAUGUAUAGGAUAAUACUUCCUCUGCUACAUUUCUGUUUGAGUGUUGUCACUUUGUUGUUGUUGUUG